Ustilago hordei is the source of this 567-nucleotide messenger RNA. RefSeq lists its product as uncharacterized. NCBI's taxonomy places the organism in Eukaryota, Fungi, Basidiomycota, Ustilaginomycetes, Ustilaginales, Ustilaginaceae. Bases 1 to 567 code for a protein of 188 amino acids. The transcript has 2 exons. The record is from RefSeq and is a predicted model, not a curated record.
AUGGAGGCGGCCAAAAGACGAUUUGUGAUGGGGAAUCCCGAAGACGAUUUGGGCAAGAGCAAACAAACAGAUAACGUGGGUCGUGGCGUUACGAUAGAAGCAACCACUCCAUUGUGGCUUCCUACUGGCGGUGGUGGGGAGAAGAAUGAUGUAGCCCUGCACCAGUGCGGCGGUGUAAUUAGGAAUGCGGGAUCAAGCAUCAAAAGCUAUAUCCAAGCGAAGCGAGACAGUAGUAACAGGAGGGUGCGGAACUCCUUUGUGAUGAACAACGAAUUGAUUCACCGGCUCGCUCCUCUCCGAACAGCGGCAUUCGGACGAGUCUUUCGUUUAGCGAUGCGAAACGUGAGUUUUAGCGGCGGAAGAAGAACAUGGCAUGCGAGCAUGAAACGCUUGGCCUUGCCUCGUGUGCCUCUUGCAACGAUCGCAUUAGCUGUCACCACCAAACCUCCGCUUCGCUUACUAGCGUUUAUCCUCCCACUAAAGCCCCUCUUUCUGGUGGCAACCAUCCAGGAGAGGAUACAGGACUGUGGUGGGACUUGGUCAGGCGGCCUCACUUCACAGCCUUAG